AUGCUUGCUGAGGAGUGCUUUAUAGAGUCACCGAAUACUCCCUAUUACACAUGCGCAACGACGACCAAGAAAAUGGCGGACGAAUUGAAUAGGUUUGGAAAUUGUGACUUUUCACCGAUCGUGGCGUGUGGUCGGUACGGAAGACGAAGUUUGCCCACAGAGACAGGGGAUAACAUAGAAAUUAACUUCCCUCGUCUUCAGAGCUCUACGCCAAACAUACUACCAGCUAAAAAGUUCAGUUCUUUGGCUAAUCAUCAUAUCCAUAGUAACAAUAAUAUAAACACAAAGCUGGGAUUUGGACGGCCAUCAGUAUUUGGCAGUCCUUCAUUUCCUUCGCCACUGGACCGUAUAAGGCCAGGGUGGCGAGAUCGUGCGAGACAGCUAGGAAUCGACACCGAGCGAGAGGCAUCAUUUGAGGUGAACCAGAGCUUUCCCAAAUCCACCAAGAGUCGUCUUUGUCUGGACGAUACCCUCGCCAAGCCCAAGUCCAGACCGAUGAAGUACUUCAACAACAUCCUCAGUGAUGUCAGUUUUAGUCCAGGGUCGAAUAACAAAGGGUCAUUCAGUGCAGAUCCCAUGAAUGUGUCGAACACCAGUGACAACUGGGUGUUUUAUAACUCUGUCAGCAAUGGACACAGUGGCACCACAUAUCCCUCAACAGUACGCAACCCUAACAAGGCCAUUUGUACCAUUGAUGCUAAAACAUCCGAGAUACUGGUAGCCAAUGAGAUUGCUUGUGAAUUAUUUGGGUAUGAGAGGGAAGAUUUCAUUGGGCGACAAUUGAAGGACAUGAUAAAGCUGAAGCCCAAAGAGCAAGCAACAAUAAUGGAAACCCAUUUGGAUGAAGUGACUGGUGAAGUUGUCAGUCUCUCAGGCAAGGUGGUUGAUGCUGUAGACAGUAAUGGUAUUGUGCUGCCAAUCUCUGUAUGGGUAAGAAAACUAGGACAGGAACCUCGCUGUCUAGUUGUCAUGGAGCCGGUUCAUCGUACUGUUGCCAUGGUUACCUUCAACUCAGAAGGCGUUAUAUUGUCCUGUGAUGACCAACUGGCUUAUCUCCAUGGUUACAUGUCUGCAGAGGAUGUAGAGGGACUUGACAUCCGAGAUCUUAUACCGUCUUUCACACUUCCUUGUCCAGGGAAACCCCUCUCUAAGGAGGUGAGGAAACAACAAGCUACAGGUCGUACCAGGGAAGGAAGUUCAUUCCCUCUGAGCAUGUUUGUCAAACUGAGUGCUGAGGUGGAGAGGGACAAUGAGAUUGAGUCUCGUCCAGACCAUGAGGAUGAUGGUGUGUACCUGGGGAUUGUCUGGGUGUUUUCUGGGAUCAGUGGACUGAUCACACUUUUACCCUCUGGUAAAAUCCACACGAUCAACGAUAACUUUGCACUACUACUGUUUGGCUACUCCAAGGCUCAACUCAUUGGCAAGGAUAUUACUGAGCUGAUCCCAAAUUUUGGUGAUAUAAUGUCUGCAGAGAAUAGUCUUUACAUCCCAGACCACAGUGAUGUCACAUCAGGAGGAGACAACUCAUGUUCUCCUCGUGAACUAAACUUUGACAAACCUCAUGACAGCAGUGAUGAUCAGGGUAUUGGAAGCAGUAUUGGUUCAAGUCAGACUCAAGGCACCAAGCUGGAUAUUCGUCUGGAUGCUUUGUCAACUCUUCAGCCUGGAGUGACCUCUACCCCUAACAAACCCUCACCCACCAACCCUCUCACUGACGACACCUACUUCAGGCGUGCUAUGGAAAAAGAGAAUUUACUAAGGAAGUGUUCUCCGCUCCAAAACGGCAUGACUCCACCCUCACUUGUUACCAAACUGGACCUGACAGAUGUCAGUGAUGAGGAAGAUGUGCCAGAGAAUAAAGUUACUUCAAAUAGCAAUACUGAAGAAACAGACAGUACUAAGAUGGAUUACAAUUCCAGGGACAUAACUCAGAAUAUCAGGCCACAUGAACACGGCCUCAACAGUACCAUGCCAACAGACCAUCUGAUGUCAAACAGACGAGAUGCAGGACAACAGAUAAGUCGUUUGCCAAGGGACAUUUUUGAUAUCGGGAGGCAAGAUAUGAUAUUCCGAAAUGAGAGCAACUAUUCUGAUGAGUAUGACUCUGUAUCAAGUUGUGAGAACUCCACAGAGCUGAGCAGUACAGCUGAACUGUUGAGUGCAAGAGUGGGUGCCUUGGACUUGUCUGGUAGGGACCACAGUGGUGCAUCUAGUGGAGAUAGCGUUGUGUCUGACCAGCUUAACGUGUCGAAUGCCGGCAAUACGGCGGACAUCUGCAAUAAUGUAUGUGAAUCUGAUAGUGCUAUUGACAAUAACAACUCUGUGAACAAAAGUGCCAAUUUAAGUGAGAAUGACAUUGAAUGUGAUUCUAAGAUUAGUUGUGACUCUGAUUAUAUACCCAAGAGUUCGCCAGUAAUAUCGGAAAACAGUACCAGUCCUGAGUGUUCACCAGAGACAGAGCGACCGCUGGCGAGGGAUCUUCUGUCCCCUUUGCCUCGAUUCCCGGUACUGGAAAGUUCACGAGGUACAGGUAACACACCAGAUCUGCAUGCAGAAGAUUCUAGUAGUUUCCGACAUUACAAUGAGUAUUCCUCUCUAAAUCUCACAGACUCUAAUGUUUCUAAUGACACCUUCACAUCCUCUGAGGAAGACGAUUUGGUUGAGGAAGAGGAAGAAGAAAAAGAUAACAGUCCUGUAAAACGAUUACAUGACAAGAGUAGAGCAACAAGUGACAAUAAAUUGAUCAUACCAGAAGGAAGCUAUGCUGGUGUGUUUCAGCACCAUGACGGCUCUGACAUAGGUAUAAUAUUCCAGGUGAAGUGUGUACAGAUGGAAGGGGGAGAGCAUGUGUAUUGUCUGUGGGUGUCACGAGAUCCCGGGGACCACCCAGACCCAUUACACUCCUACACCAACCUCACACUGGCGUCCAGCUUCAACAGUACUAUGGACCAAUCAGGUGGAGAGUGUCUCGCCAACUCCAGACUAGAGGAUAGAGAAGAGGAAGAAGAUGAGGGAGAAGAGGAAGAGGAGGAUGUAAGUGACCAGCAGGAAGAUGAGGCAGAUGGAAUGGAGUACAAUCUAUCUUCGGGGCGGGGAUUGUAUGAAAUCAAAUACGAGACACUUUCCUCUAUAGGCAAGGGAGCAUUUGGCUUCGUGAAACUAGCUUGUCGUCGAACAGACAAUACGCAAGCUGUAGUUAAGUUUAUUAAGAAGAAGAAGGUGCUGAAAGAGUGUUGGACAGUGGACAGGAAGUGGGGCAAAAUUCCUCUCGAGGUCAGCCUCCUCACAAAACUUGACCAUCCAAAUAUUGUACGGGUGGUGGAUGUGUUUGAGAAUGAGGACUUCAUACAGAUGGUCAUGGAGAAGCACGGAAGUGGUAUGGACCUUUUUGAGUUCAUUGAUCGUAGUCCUCUGAUGGACGAGAGCCUGGCCAGCUACAUCUUUAGACAGAUGGUGUCCGCUGUAGCCUACCUCCACAGCCAUCAAAUUCUGCACAGAGACAUCAAGGAUGAAAACAUUAUCCUGGACGAGCACUUCGGUAUCAAGCUGAUAGACUUUGGUGCAGCAGCCUACCUCAGUAAAGACAAACUAUUUGGCACAUUCUGUGGCACGUUGGAGUACUGCAGCCCUGAAGUCCUCAUGGGUAACAAGUACCGUGGACCGGAGCUGGAGAUGUGGUCCCUGGGUGUGACACUUUAUACCUUAGUGUUUGGGGAAAACCCAUUCUUUGAUGUCGACGAGACUAUUCAGUGUAUCCUCAAGCCGCCAUUUUCUGUUUCUAAUGCUCUCAUGUACCUUCUGAUGUGGCUACUUCAUCCCGAACCACUGAAACGUGCCAAGAUCACAGAUUUAGAGAAUGACAAGUGGAUUAACCAACCCAUGGACAUCACUCAGUACAAAUGGAUUGAAGUCUUGCCUAACUCAGAAUUCCACGGAAACACUGCCGCUGACAAUAGGAUAGACUCUCCUGAUUCAAAGGCUGAUCAGCAAAGAUGGUCAAAGACAAAUGGAGUUUACGGCUCUCACUGACCACUCCUGAUCCGAACUCCAGAAGACACAUAUAGUACUAUAAA
Messenger RNA from Ylistrum balloti, 4073 nucleotides. RefSeq names its product PAS domain-containing serine/threonine-protein kinase-like. Gene Ontology annotation, cellular component: cytoplasm; cytosol; nucleus. The transcript is spliced from 18 exons. Gene Ontology annotation, biological process: intracellular signal transduction; protein phosphorylation; negative regulation of glycogen biosynthetic process. The coding region runs from base 1 to 4029 and encodes 1342 amino acids. Gene Ontology annotation, molecular function: protein serine/threonine kinase activity; ATP binding. NCBI's taxonomy places the organism in Eukaryota, Metazoa, Mollusca, Bivalvia, Pectinida, Pectinidae. The record is from RefSeq and is a predicted model, not a curated record.